CACCCAAAAAAAAGGCCCAGACGUGGUGAAACGUCCAGCCCACUGCACAGAGAAAAAUUAUCUUUAACAAAUCUAAAGAAGACUAGAAGAGUCUAGAGAAAGCCAGUAAAAGUGAAAGGAAUCAAAACCCAAAUGCAGCCCUCAGCAGCAGCGGAAAAAAAAAAAAAAAAGAUGAGAUCGGAGGAAGCUUGGUCUAGGGCCGGCCCUGACAGUGGGAGUGGAGAGAGAAUGAGAGAGGCGGAGAGCAUGAGUUGAGAGAAAAAAGCAGAGCAAGAAUGAGAAAAAGAAAGCCCUCAAACUCACACAAAAUCUCUCUCUAAAGCUCACUAAAACACUCUCUCUCACAAACGGAAACCCCAAAUCCUUUUCACAACGCCAUACCACAACAACACUUCCCAAUCUAAAGCCUCUCAACUCCAAGAUUUCAAGCUACAUGAGAAACGGCCUCAUCGAAGAAGCUCAGAAACUGUUUGAUAAAAUGCCUCUGAGAAAUACGGUCACGUGGAACGCGAUGAUUCGUGGGUACUUUAUAAAUGGGAGAUUUGUUGAAGCGGUCAAUUUCUUCGAUCAAAUGCCUGAAAGGGAUAUUUUUUCAUAUAACACAGUGAUUGAUGGGAUGAUGCAGUGUGGGGAUGUGGAUGGUGCCAGAGAGGUUUUUGAUGGGAUGCCAUUCAGAGAUGUUGUUACUUGGAAUUCAAUGGUUUCUGGGUAUAUUCGCAAUGGUAUGAUUUACAAAGCAGUAGAAGCAUUUGAUGGGAUGCUGUUGAAAGAUGUGAUUUCAUGGAACUUGGUAAUUGGGGGGCUUGUAAAUUGUGGAGAUUUGGAUUUGGCUGAAGAGUAUUUCAGACAAAUGAUUGUUCGGGAUAUUGUGUCUUGGACUAUAAUGAUUUCGGGGCUGGCUAGUGCAGGACGGGUUCUUGAAGCUCGUGAGCUCUUUGUGAACAUGCCUGUAAGGGAUGUUCGGGCUUGGAAUGCAAUGAUGGUUGGAUAUAUAGAAAAUGGACAGAUUGAAAUUGCAGAGGAUUUGUUUCAGAAAAUGCCCAAGCACAAUUUUGAGUCUUGGAAUGAAUUGAUAAGUGGGUUGGUGAGGAGCAAAAGAGUUACUCAUGCUAUAAAUCUUUUCAUGGAGAUGCCACAGAAAUGUCAAAAAAUGUGGAACUCAAUCCUGUUGGAACUAGUAAGAAAUGGGCUCAUCAAACAAGUUCAUGCUAUUAUGGAGAAAUUCCCAUACAGUGAUGUUGUGACAUGGACAAAUUUGAUUGUUGGAUAUUUUGGAUUAGGUGAGGUUGGGGGAGCAAUUCAGAUUUUUGAAUUGAUGCCAGCCCGAGAUGCAACUGUGUGGAAUGCCACAGUAUUUGGAUUAGGAGAAAAUGAUCAAGGUGAGGAAGGUUUAAAGCUGUUUAUUAGAAUGACAGAAUCAGGUCCAUCUGCAGAUAAAGCUACAUUCACUAGUGUUUUGACAAUAUGUUCAGACUUGCCAACCUUACAGUUUGGAAAACAAACUCAUGCAGGCGUUAUAAAAUCUGGUUUUAAUAGUUUCAUUUCAGUUUCCAACGCAAUGAUUACCAUGUAUGCAAGAUGCGGAAGCAUGCAUUCUGCUCUGUUGGAGUUCUCUUCCAUGUCAAGCCAUGACAUCAUUUCGUGGAAUUCUAUAAUAUGUGGCUAUGCACACCAUGGAAAUGGUGAAAAAGCCCUCGAGAUGUUUGAAAGAAUGAGAUUAACUGAUACAAUGCCUAAUCAUAUAACCUUUGUUGGUGUUCUAUCUGCAUGUAGCCAUGCUGGGUUGGUAGACCAAGGUAGGUACUACUUUGAUUUCAUGAAAUCCAAGUGUUGUCUUCAACCAAAAAUUGAACAUUAUACAUGUAUUGUUGAUUUGUUGGGGAGAUUUGGACUCAUAGAUGAGGCAAUGAACUUUUUAGAUCAAAUGAGAGCAGAUGGAGUUGAAGUUCCUGCAAGUGUUUGGGGAGCUUUGCUAGGAGCCUGUAGAAUUUACAAGAACAUUGAGGUGGGCAAGAUUGCUGGCGAGAGGGUUUUGGAAGUAGACCCUUGUAACUCUGGUGUGUAUUUGAUCUUGGCUGAAUUGUUUUUGAGUGGUGGAAAGAGAGGAGAAGCUGAAAAAAUUUGGGCUCAAAUGAAAGAGAAUGGAGUCAAGAAGCAACCAGGAUGUAGUUGGAUUGAGGUAAACCGCAGUGCACAUAUAUUUCUUUCAGGAGAUAGUUCACACCCUGAGUUCAGUAGAGUCUGUUGUGUUUUAGACUUGAUACAUAUGGAGUUGGAGAUCAAAAUUUCAGAAUCGAAUGCUGUUUCAUUUCAACAGAUAAAAGUUCCAUUUGAUGGACAUUAUGGGUGAGAUCAUUUUUGCUCACAAUAUAUGUACCAUAUUGUUCGGAUCCAUGACUUAAAUACAAAGAACUUAUGGGUACAAGUUGAUGGGAUAAGGAUUAGGAUUUAAGAAGGAAAUGGAUGGGAAUCUGGAGUUGUUGCUUUUGUAGAUUGGAGUUGCCAGUCAGAGGAUAAAUCAAGUAAGUAAAAAUGUAACAUUGUCCCACAACCCAGUAGAAGUUUGAAAUUUGGGUUGAUCACUUGAUUACUAAUCUUAAUACAUCGAAAUACAGAUGGGACCAAAUUAUCAUGCUGUUUCUUCAAGAGUAUAUAUACAAAGUGUGCUCAGGUGUAUGCCUCCUAGCAGAAAUGGAAGCAUGUCUAGUAAUGUUCAAGCAGAUCUUAGUUUUUAAUUUUCUGGGAUGCUUUAAGGAUUGCAACAAUAGCAGAGGAGGGAAACAAGAUUGCCAAAAGGUCGGCAGAAGAGAAGAGGUCGGUGAAAAAAGAUUUUGUAUUUACCCUUUAUAAUUGGCUAAGAUUUAAUUUAGUGGUGAGCAUACAAGUUUGUAUCGAUAUAUUUUUAUAGAUAUUCAAAUAUGAUAGAGGCAAACAUUUUUAAGUCUUUGAAAAAUACA
Messenger RNA from Quercus robur (English oak), 2957 nucleotides. RefSeq names its product pentatricopeptide repeat-containing protein At4g02750-like. The transcript is spliced from 2 exons. The record is from RefSeq and is a predicted model, not a curated record. Bases 434 to 2350 code for a protein of 638 amino acids. Gene Ontology annotation, biological process: RNA modification. Gene Ontology annotation, molecular function: protein binding; RNA binding. Lineage: Eukaryota; Viridiplantae; Streptophyta; Magnoliopsida; Fagales; Fagaceae.